This is a messenger RNA of Camelina sativa (false flax), 1236 nucleotides long. NCBI's taxonomy places the organism in Eukaryota, Viridiplantae, Streptophyta, Magnoliopsida, Brassicales, Brassicaceae. The record is from RefSeq and is a predicted model, not a curated record.
UUUCUUAUCAAUUCUUCAGUUUUAUCGCCGUUUGUGAAAAGCCCCAAUUUCGCCGUUUGUGAAAAGCCCCAAUUUCGCCCUAAAUCUCCAUAUCCAUCGCAAUUGAUAGCUCGAAUCCAUUUUUGAGGCAUGUCUUUCUUCUUCCUCCUAAUUUCGUUAUUUGUUUCGAUUAUUUGUGAUUUCAAACAGCUUUUGAUUUCGAUAAGGGUCAGAUUUAGUUAUCUGUUUUGUUAGGGUUCGAUUUAUCUAGAUUUAUUUCGUUAUCUGUUUUUUAGGGUUCGAUUAUUUACAGAUUUUGAGAAUGUGGAGUUUCGAAUCCAUCUGUUUUGUUAGGGUUCGAUUAUUUACAGAUUUGACUCAAAAAUAGCUUUUGGAUUUGAGUAUUUGCGCCUUCAUAAACUGAACGAUUUUUUUUUUUUCCCAAGUGUUGGUGAUUGAAAUGUUGGGGAACUGAAGCUUCUCAUUUCUCUGUACUCACACAACAGAGCUGAUCCUGGUUAUAAAAGUGGAGCUUGGAAAUUUGUAAGGGAUGUGUCUGCGGCUUUAGGUGACAUAGAAAUGAUAAUAUGUCCUUGUAAAGACUGUCGUAAUGUAGUACGACAGUUAAACAGUGUUGUGGUUGAGCAUCUUGUAAUAAGAGGGAUGGAUGAGGCAUACAAGGUGCAUAGUGAUUGGUAUCAUCAUGGAGAUGUGAAGUCAGUAGAUGAAUUUCAAAGUAAACCAACUCAGUGGAAUGAGGAAGUUUUUGAGUUAUAUAAAGCUGCUGAAUUUUUUGAUCAAGAGUUGGCUUUUAGAGGUGACUUAGCUGACCAACCUGUGGGCGACUUAAGUGAGAUUGCAGAGGGUGAGGACCAACAAGAGGAUGAGUUCCUUGCAAAGAUCCGGGAUGCUGAAACCCCACUAUACCCUAGCUGUUCAAACCACAGCAAGUUAUCGGCUAUUGUGACUUUGUUUAGGAUUAAGACACAUAAUGGCUGGUCGGAUAAGAGCUUCAAUGAACUGCUUCAGACAUUGCCAAGCAUGUUGCCAGAUGGUAAUGUCUUUCACACAUCAUUGUAUGAUGUCAAGAAAUUUUUAAAGAGCUUUCAUAUGGGAUAUGAAAAGAUCGACGCAUGUGUUAAUGAUUGCUGCCUCUUCAGAAAGAAGUUAAAGAAGCUUGAUAAAUGUCCCAAAUGUAAUGCUUCACGGUGGAAGACUAAUAAGCGGACUAAUGAGGUAAAGANGUGUGUUUGUUGA